Messenger RNA from Verruconis gallopava, 1940 nucleotides. RefSeq lists its product as uncharacterized. NCBI's taxonomy places the organism in Eukaryota, Fungi, Ascomycota, Dothideomycetes, Venturiales, Sympoventuriaceae. The record is from RefSeq and is a predicted model, not a curated record. The transcript is spliced from 2 exons. Bases 296 to 1366 code for a protein of 356 amino acids.
CUUCUCUUCAACGGAGACACCAUUGCUCCGUCCUUGCGGAAGAAUAUAACGACGUUCGCUGCCUCGCCCAUGAUGCCUAUGUUCACACAUACGCGGUUGGCAUAAGUCCAUUUCACAAAGACACUGGAGUUGCUCCGCCAAAUUCUCUUUCUCUAGUCCACCCGAGCCUGCUACAGCUCUGGUUCAUUCCAUCGCACCAUUGACUUUCGCACAACUCCCGUCUGCUAGAAUCAUCUUCGAGCAAGACAGAACGUCCUCCAUUUGGCUCGGUGACGAGUUGAGGAGCAUCACAGAGAUGGAGCCACAGAAAAAAUCAGGGCCAUAUCUUCCACAGACAUGGUCGCUGGGUGGAAGGCUGGAAAAGCAUGUUGAUAUACCCAUCACGGCAGUCUUCCUGGCCCUCUUCAUCGGUGGUGCUGCGUACCACAUGAGCAUCUUUCAGAUCAACCGGAGACGGAACCACCGCUUCUUCUUCUCGGCGCUCAUCUUCGGUUUCUGUAUGGCGCGGAUCGUCACUUGUAUCAUGCGCAUCGCCUCUGCCUCGCUGCCAACCGAUCUGUCCCUCGCGAUAGCUGCACAGAUUUUUACAGCCGCCGGCGUCGUCAUCCUCUUCAUCGUCAACCUAGUCUUUGCGCAGCGCUUGAUCCGGAGCUCGCACCCGCGUGUUGGCUGGCACCCGUUCGUCGGCGCGUUGUUCAAAUUCGUCUACGCCUUGAUCGUGCUGACCAUUAUCAUGGUCAUUAUUGUCGUCGUACAGUCCUUCUACACCUUAAGCACUCACACCCACAAGAUCGACAGAGACAUAUUACUUUACGGAGUCACCACUUUUGCAAUCAUCUCGUUCCUGCCGAUUCCUUUGACGCUGGCUGCAACUGUGAUUCCUCGGAGCAACGACCGACCACUUGACAAGUUUGGAAAAGGCCGAUGGCGCUACAAAGUCUCUAUUUUAUUCGUCGGAACCAUUCUUGUCUGCUUCGGUGCGUCUUACCGCGCUGGCACAACGUGGUUGACACCUGUUCCGCAGACUCGGCCACUGCCGAAAAUACUUGGCAAAGCCCCCUUCUACAUUGUCAAUUUCACCAUCGAGGUUCUUACCGUUUACCUAUACGCAAUCAGUCGUGUCGAUAAGAGAUUCCACAUCCCAGACGGGGCAAAGCAACACAAAAAUUAUCAAAAGGCCGCGGCCGCCGCUACCAGCAAGCAACGCGUUGCAUCCGACGAAGUGGAGCCUGCUUCUGAGCCAAGGACUAGCAUAUCGAAAACUGCCGGCUCGUCAGACGCAGGCUCUUUGCAAAACCAUGCCAGCGACCCUAAAUCACGCGACGUUGACAUCGAAAAAUACGCUGCCGGAGAGGCGAAUCCUUGAAUGGCCACUAUGUGACGACCUUGCGCGAAACGACCAUAUCACCACAUCGCUGAUGCGAAGAUGGACGAAAGUCGGAGAUGAAGGAUCUCGCGGCAUGUAUUACAAACUCUGUGCAGGACAAAAGUUAAAAGACGGGAACUGCAUUAUAUAGAGUGAAAGCUUGGGGGAAUGGUAGGCACACCCACGUUGUAACAACAGAAUCCUGACAAAAGCGGACGUGUUCAGCUUGAGACCGUGUAUGCACAGCAAAAGCACGACGUAAUUUACUUGAAUCGAUCCUUAAUACAGCAUUUUAGUCUGACAACUUACUCUAUCCGCCCGCUGUCGAAGGGUUGGCCAACGAUGUUCUUUCAUAGGGCCGGAUAGUAGAGUGCUCCUGGGAUGCAGUGAUUAUUUGCAGCGACGGCUGCAGACAGAUGGUGAUUAGACUCUCAUGCUUCAAGGAGCAGGGCUCUGGUUGCCGUUGGCAGGCGUUUCUGUGCAUGACUUUGUAUCACGGACAGAGCAAUCGAACAAUGUGGAGGGGCAAGACGUUGUGCUUUGCCUGGCAGACCCAAAGCGCGUUGAGGUGCCG